AUGGGUCUUUUUGAGAAAUUACAUGCAAAACUGGAGCUUUAUCGGCUCGAACAGAGAUACGCCAGACGCAAGCACCGCAGCACGCUCACCGUGGGCGCCCAAUACGUCGACGGCGAAUAUGUCUACGCAAACAAUACCGGAAGUGGCUGUUCAUCAGCCGCAACCUCCAGCUCAACAGUAGCAAAACACUCAACGGGGACGUCGUGGAGGCCGUCGGGAACCUGGGGUGGGUUCGGCUCACAGGACCGUCGGAUUAGAUGA
This is a messenger RNA of Blastomyces gilchristii SLH14081, 261 nucleotides long. RefSeq lists its product as uncharacterized. The record is from RefSeq and is a predicted model, not a curated record. The coding region runs from base 1 to 261 and encodes 86 amino acids. The transcript has 2 exons. NCBI's taxonomy places the organism in Eukaryota, Fungi, Ascomycota, Eurotiomycetes, Onygenales, Ajellomycetaceae.